AUGUGGGAACUGGAAUUUUUCGACUUAUCGAAAUUAACCGAUGAGACCAUUCAUAAGUUAGCUCAGAUCACACAGGCACCUUGCUUUCAGCCAAGCUCUUUGCGAGAUGUGAGCCGGACUUGUGAGUCUUUGUGUCGCUGGGUGAGAGCGGUAUACCAGUAUGCUUGCAUACAGCGCCGCAUGGCACCUCAAAAGGCUAAAAAGAGCAAUUUAGAUGAGCUCAUGGCUGAGAGUCGGGCGAGGUUGAGACUUGCGAGGCUGCAGGAGGAUUCGGAGCGGAAAAGACUAGAAGAAUUGGAGAAAAGGCAGGAGCUCAACAGACAAGACAGGGAGUUGCUGAAGGCCCAGCUUAGUACCUCAGAAGCUCAAGAAAGGGAGUCAUGUGCUGCUCUCAAACUGGUUGAAUGUCACAUUAAAGAUUGGAUGUCAGCAGGAAAGGAAGCAAAGUUGGCUAAUCGCAGCAUUCCAGGUGACGCCCUGCUUUUGGCAUCUGUUGUUACAUACUUGGGUCCAUUCGGGCCUGAUGUUCGACAGGAGCUGCUCCAGAAGUGGCACAAACUUUGUCUGGAUGGUGCAAUUAAUAUGAAACCUGAGGACCCACGUGCAACAAUUUUCAAAGAUGUCCCCCUUGCAACUUGUGACCACUAUGUGGCUAUUCCUGUCAGUAAGACAUUUCAAAUGGCCUUAAAUCGAAUACUUGGACUAGAUCUGCAUCGCAUCCAUGGAGAAUCCACUGAUCUGGUCCGAAGUGUUCUUCUCUGGGGGGGCAACAGAUUUGCUUGGUCUCAGCGCUGCCCUCUACUGGCAGAUCAUCAUAAACAUGAGGAACCCAGCUCUCAGACAUCGUUUCAUCCUGGUCAGAUUACAAGAUGUGAAGAAAAAGCCCAUGAGGAGGAUAAAUAUGGACUUAUAGUUUCUGCUGAUGAUCCACAGUUAUUUGAUAAACUAAGUCAUGGAGCAAAAGAAGGUCUAAGUGUAUUGGUGACGCAUACUGAACGAGCAACAUCAAACCUACAAAUCCUUCAGAUAUUUGUUACGCCAGCAAGUUCCCCUGGUCAGAGCCACUCGGUUCAACCUGAUCAUCCAGACUUUCGUCUCAUUAUGAGUACUUCCCUUCCAGUCCAAACGCUGAUACAUGAAAUUCACACUUCAUUCCUGGAGGAGGUUCAAAUGAUUGAUCUUUCUCCAAGCACGUCUGAAGUUCAGGACCUUUUCUUGACAGAACUGAUGCAGACUGUGUGUUUAGAACUGUGGACUCUACAUCGUCAAAUUCAAACAAAAAAACAGACACUUCAGCAUGAACUUUUUCAAAACAAGGUUUCCUUGAUGGACUAUGUCAUGCAUGCAUCCACACCACUUCUCCAGGACCCUGACUUUCUUCCACACGUGUGUAUGUGUCAGAGUGUCUCUCUUGAACUUGAGACAGAAAUCAAGGAACUAUCCCAAGAGAUAGAUCGGCACAAAGCCCUGAUGGCUGAUUUUUAUCGAAUAGCAGAGCUCGCCACAGCCCUGUACAACGCUCUGCAGGACGUGGCCCGACUUUCCCCAUGUUAUCUUUUCACUCUUCAUGGUUUCCUGCUCACUUUACGGUCAGCUUUAGCCCUGAAGAGCCCAGACGUGAGCUUUCAUAGAGUGAUGGAGUCCACAGCAGUCAUAUCUCAGAUUACCUACAGGAUUGUGUCUCAUGUCUUUUCUCAGUAUAAACCCCGCUUGUUCAAGAGCCAUUCCACUUUAUUCAGAUUAUUGGUAUCUGUUGCCGUUAUUGUGCACAAUGAGGGAUGCCCUGAGGUAGAACGAGUCACUUUCCUCAGAGGAUUAAGCAACUGGAUGUCUUCAGAGCAUUUUUUAUCACCGUCUGCACAGUCUGUCCCCGAGCUGCCAAGCUGGAUUCAAACAUGCGCUCGAGAUGACAUUUUUCUGUUAGAGAGGAUUGAACCCUUUUGUGGCCUUGUAUCAUCUCUGGUAAAUUCGUCCAAGCUAUGGAGGGAAUACCUGCACUUUCCUUCGUCCACAGUGAUUGGACCGGUCCCCUGUCAGUCUCACUCUCAUUUGUCCACAAUGCAGCGGGCUAUUCUCUGGAAGACACUGUGUCCUCAUUGGCUAGCGGCAGUGGAAGAGGACCUUACAGCCUGUGCGCAAAGACAUUUGCUGCAUUCAUAUCCUGGAGAUCCUCCAAUGAGCUCUGCGGAAAUGAUCUCCAGCCUUUUGUCUAAAAAUCAAGGUCCUGUUGUUGUACGUUUACCAGAUAAAAAUGAAGAAAUGCCAGGAAGCAUUCACCCUCUCCACUUGAUUAAUCAAAUUGCGCAGUGCCAAGUGGACAACAAAGGGGUGAAGCUGAGAGUUAUUUCUUUCGGGUCUGGUUGCCAUCGAAAUGCUGUUCUCUCGGCACUAGACAGCGCUGUCCAGAAUGGCCACUGGUUAGUCCUAAACAACUGUCAUCUGCUGGACUGCUGGGAUGUCAGAGUUGUGAACAAGUUAACACAAGUAGUGUACAGCACUACAAAAGAUUUGGAGACAGAUGGCGGGCUUCUAAAUGCUGCAAGUACAGGAAGAUUUGUGCAUCCCCAGUUUAGACUGUGGCUCAUAACCAAAAGUGACAGGACUCACUCAGUCCCAGUUGCUGUUAGGAUUAGAGCCCUGCACUUGGUGUGUGAUUCCUCCUGGGACCUGAAGGAUGAAUUGUGGUCUUCAGUAAAACAGACACUCCCCUUCUCCUCUCAUGAAGACACUGUGAACACUCGGUGUGCUGUCCUGCACUCUGUCCUGCAGCAGAGACAAACAUUCAAACACCUGGGCCAAGCGCAGCUUUACCUUUGGACUCAAGAAGAUCUACUUGCUCUGAUUGAUGCACAUCACCGCAUAACCAAACACUGUAGUGACCCUACCGGAGCAUUGGAGUACAUAGCAGGUCGCCUGGUUUAUGGGAGCCACGUGUCAGACCAUGAAGAUCUAGCAGCUGUGCAGAGUGUGAUUAGGGCAUGUCUAAGAGAUCCGUCAACAUUAUGGGGGCGUGGCAAAGACAUUCUCUCAAAUAUCCUUAACUUUACAGGAAGAUUUGAAGCUGGUGGCCUGUUGAAAGACCUGAGACAUUGUAUUCAAUGCAUAACUAGCAGUACAGACCCAUUCAUUCUGGGCUUUAGUCCAGGUAUGGCAAGUGAACUGAUAGAGCGGGAGCGUCUGGAUGCACUGGUGUCUUCCCUCCUUUUAGACAGUUUUCAGCCAGUUAAAUAUAACAUGACAAGCUCCACUACUGCGUAUCUAACAUUAUCAGCUCUCUCACGACUGGAGACUCAAGCAGAGCAGCUCAGGUCAUACCUGUGGGAGGAGUCAUCCAGUAUUAAACCUCGUGUUUAUCGACUGUCUGCCUUUCUCAAUCCCAGAGGCUUUCUGGCAGCGUUGAUCAGAGAUGCAGUCCACAUCCAAGACAAGGAUAUCAGUCUUUACUGCUUGAAUUUUAAGGUCAACUCAUCCACCUCCUGA
Molecule: messenger RNA, 3480 nt
Organism: Sinocyclocheilus grahami
Lineage: Eukaryota; Metazoa; Chordata; Actinopteri; Cypriniformes; Cyprinidae
Product: dynein heavy chain domain-containing protein 1-like
Exons: 15
Coding region: 1-3480 (1159 amino acids)
Biological process (GO): microtubule-based movement
Cellular component (GO): dynein complex
Molecular function (GO): dynein intermediate chain binding; dynein light intermediate chain binding; minus-end-directed microtubule motor activity
Source: RefSeq, a predicted model, not a curated record